AUGGCUUCUUUGUGUAGCACAGUGAAGAGAGAGACAACAGAGUGGCAACAGCAUGACGUGCGACAAAUAAAGAGAUGGGAGACGAAUGAGCAGAAUGGCUUCACGGCAAAGAGCACCGCUUCACGGCGGCGCUCAGAGGUGGUCUCCAACGGUUGUGGUGUUUUAAGAGCUGGUCCUAAAAUUGUAGUCCUUCCUCGGCCUUCAGAGCCAGGAUACUUGGAACAUGGUUCGAAAUCAUUAGAAAUUCUAAAGAGUAUUGUUUAUGGAGGUUUAGUGGAAUCAGUCACAAGCUUGAGUAUAGUGUCAUCUGCAGCUGCUUCUGAAACUGCCACAAUGAACAUUGUGGCUCUUGCAUUGGCAAAUGUGAUAAGUGGAGUAUUCAUUAUUGCUCAUAAUCUGAGGGACAUGAAGAAUGAGUGUCCAGUACCAGACUCAAAUGAACAAACAGAUAGAUACCAAGAACUAAUUGGCAAGAGAGAGAACUUCCUAUUCCAUUUCACUUUUGCCAUUCUAUCAUUCCUUCUAUCUGGCCUAAUCCCUCCUGCAGUUUACGGCUUGGCAUUUGAGAAGACUGGCAAUAAAGAUUACACGAUUAUAGCAGUUGUAGUAGCUUCUCUUGUAUGCAUAAUUCUACUUUCAAUUGGAAAGGCUUAUUGUAAAGAGGAACACAGAUAUAUUGCAUACUUCAAAACAAUUUCGUACUAUGUCAGCAAUGCAGUUGCUGUUUCUGGUGUUGCCUAUGCAAUGGGAGAUCUAAUCAAGAUACUCGUUGAGAAACUUGGCUGGUUUGAGCCAAGCACACCUACACCUGCCACUUUGUUCAAUUCCGGGAUAAAUUCUGCCACUCCAUUCGUGGCUUACUCUUGA
Molecule: messenger RNA, 867 nt
Organism: Fraxinus pennsylvanica
Lineage: Eukaryota; Viridiplantae; Streptophyta; Magnoliopsida; Lamiales; Oleaceae
Source: the annotation of a GenBank genome assembly